This is a messenger RNA of Girardinichthys multiradiatus, 1723 nucleotides long. RefSeq names its product secernin 3 (gene scrn3). The transcript is spliced from 8 exons. The record is from RefSeq and is a predicted model, not a curated record. Gene Ontology annotation, molecular function: dipeptidase activity; cysteine-type exopeptidase activity. Gene Ontology annotation, biological process: proteolysis. Bases 131 to 1396 code for a protein of 421 amino acids. Lineage: Eukaryota; Metazoa; Chordata; Actinopteri; Cyprinodontiformes; Goodeidae.
GUGACUUCAUGUUUUUGUCACGUGACUGUGUUGUUUCCGUGUCAGUGCUAAGAACACAAAGCCGCUGAGAUCCUGCAGACAAGCAGGAAUAGAAACCGAUACUGACAGCCGCCAGACAACGGCUCAGCCUAUGAUUGAAAUGUUUCCAUCCUCCUGUGACACCUUUGUGGCUCUGCCUCCUUCCUCUGAGGGACAGCGCGUCAUUUUUGGGAAAAACUCGGACAGACCCUGUGAUGAAGUCCAAGAGGUUGUGUAUUUUCCUGCCAGAGACUAUGGUCCAGAGGAGAAGGUUGAGUGCACAUAUAUAGAGAUCGAGCAGGUCGCCCACACCAAUGCAGUUGUCCUGAGCAAGCCAGCAUGGCUGUGGGGGGCUGAGAUGGGUGCAAAUGAGCAUCAAGUGUGCAUUGGCAAUGAGGCAGUGUGGGGCAGAGAGAGCGCUGAUGGUGAGGAAGCUCUGCUCGGAAUGGACCUUGUCAGACUUGGUCUUGAGCGUGCUGACACGGCUGAGAAAGCCGUUGACGUUAUCGCUGUGCUGCUGGAGAAGUACGGUCAGGGAGGCCCGUGUAUGGAGGAUCAGUGUGGCUUCACCUACCACAACAGCUUCCUCAUCUCAGACAGGAAGGAGGCGUGGGUGCUGGAAACAUCCGGGAAGUACUGGGCAGCGGAGCGAGUGGAAGGUGGAUGUCGGAACAUCUCCAACCAGUAUGGAAUAACAACAAAGAUAGACAAGGAGCAUCCAGGAAUGAGGGAAUAUGCUCGAAGCAAAGGCUGGUGGGAUGGAAAGUCAGAGUUCAACUUUGCGACGGUCUACUCUUUUCUGACCACAGCCAGAAUAGAGUCUGCUGGGACUCGGUACUGUGAGGGGAAGAGCUUGUUGGAAAGGAGAAAUGGCCAUAUUAGUGCAGAGGCAAUGAUGGAUAUUCUGCGCGAUAGAGACAGUGGCAUCAACAUGGAGGGCAUGUUCAUGACAACAGGAAGCAUGGUGUCUGUGGUACCCACGGAUCCGGCUCUGCCUGGGGUUCAUUAUUUCACAGCAACUCCAGACCCAGAGAGGUCUGUUUUCAAACCGUUUAUAUUUGUGAAAAACGCUCAUGAGCUGAAGGAGACGUCCUCCCCCAGCUUUGGUCCAGACGAUCCAGUGAAGAACAAACCUCGCUUCCAGAGCAAACCGGACCGCAAACAUCCAUUGUUUGUCAAGCAUGAGCUUAUCGUUGCCAUCAUUGACUCUUACAAGGAGAGAGGACAGAAGAUCACAGAAGGUCUGAGGCAGCUUGAGAAAGAGACGAUUAAAGAGAUGGAGAAGCUUCUAGAAGUGGGUGUGGAAGUUCCUGAUAUUUGGGUGAACCUGUUCUCCGGUUGUGUCCAGAAAGAACUGGGUGUGUACAGCAAUAGCUAAGAGCUGUGUGACAUGAUGGAGAACUGCAGCAGGCCUACAGUGUUUCCUUAUGUGCUGCUUGGAGUCAGUUAACAGUGACCUUCAUGAGAUCUCUGCAUAGCAUUGUACAUGAAUCCUGCAAUAUAUAUAAAAACAUACUUUUAUUAAAUAAACAUUUGACUGUAAGCUUAGACAAGAACUUUAUGUAUAUUUAAUUUAAAUUAGUUUAAGUUUUUUUGCAUUACAGAUGUGUAGCAGUUGGCAGAACACACUACAGAUUCAAUUGGACAUUAAAGGAUUUAUAAACAACUUACAACAUUAAAAUCAAUAAAACACCUUGAAAAAACA